CACGAGCUUGAAUAAAAAAGGAGAAGAACUACAACAACAACUGCAGCCCCAGAGAGUAGUUGAGAAUUGAAUGGAAAAAGCAGCGUUGAUGAAAGCAAUCGGGUGAGAAAUCGGUUUAAGGCGACAGACUGACAGCGAGAGAGAGAGAGGGACGGAGGGGCAGUCGGACAGGCUGUCUUUUAAAUCGAAUAGCAAAAUGUGCAAGGGCAGCAGUCCCAGUGCAAAUGCAACGCUCACAAACUUAUUAGCAAAAUGCAGAAAGUCAACAAAUGCUCCCAGCGGCGGCAGCAUCGACGCUAGCAAUUGUCAGCCGAGGCGCCUGCAAGUGUCAGAGGGAGAGACAGAGCCACAUAAGCAAAGAGUAGAGCACCAAAACAUGCAGCACCAGCAGGAGCAGCACCAGCAGCACCAGCAGGAGGAACAUAAUCAGCGGCAACAUCAACAACGUCAGGAACAAGGACAUCAAAUAAAGCAAAUGGCAACAAGGACAAUUGCUGAGGACAAGGAACAUGAGCAGGAACACGAAUUCGGACGAGACCGAAAACAGCGUCGCCCAAAUUGCAAUAAUGUUGCCAAAGUGCAGCAGCGGCAGCAGCAGCAGCAGCAGCAGUCGAGACAGCAAUUCAAGCAACAUCAGCUUGGUUGCUCCUCGCUUGUCCUGUGGUUAAUGCUGGCCACGACUGCAGCAGCAGCGGCAACAACAACAACAACACCAACAACAACACUAACAACGACAACUAGCAAACCAGCAGCAACAUCUCCAACAACAACAGCAACAAUUGCCCAGCGAGCAGCCCGCUCGCUGAGCAGCGGUCACAGCAGUCUGAGCAGCGGCGUCGGCAGCGGCAUCGGCAAGAGCAGCGCACGUGAGCUGCACUAUGAGCUGAACAGCGGCGCAGCAGCGGCAGCAGCAGCAGCAGCAGCAGCAGCGGGCAACGGUGGUGCAGGCGGUGGUGCAGCGGGCAUCGAGUGCCCCAGCUUCGACGAUAGCUCCGCCUGUCCCUGCUACAAGUUUGAAGAUGGUCUCUUUCUGGAGUGCCCCGGGACGACGGCGCUGUCGCUGCGCUCGACGCUGGAGCGCAUCUCGGCGCCGAUACACUCGCUCUCCAUCUACGACUUUGAUCGGUCGGUGACAUCGCUCUCGCAGGACGUCAUCCAGCCGGGCGUCCACAUACGCCAUUUGCAGUUCUCGCACUCGCACCUGGAGGCGCUCAAGGAGAACAGUUUGCGCAAUGUGCGCGGCAGCCUCGAGUCGCUCAGCAUUGUCAAUGGCAAACUAACGCAGGUAAGCGGCUGA
Drosophila navojoa is the source of this 1297-nucleotide messenger RNA. RefSeq lists its product as uncharacterized. The record is from RefSeq and is a predicted model, not a curated record. Lineage: Eukaryota; Metazoa; Arthropoda; Insecta; Diptera; Drosophilidae. Gene Ontology annotation, molecular function: protein binding.